UACUUGCGAGACGUACAGUUAAAAACCAUUUUAGUUUCAUGUUAACGUUGGCAGUUGAAUUUUCAUGGGAACUGCACAGUACAUAAUUAUUUAGUUAUCGCGUUGGGUGUGGCUUCUCAUCGUCAGUCUUAUUUAUUUCGAGCUUGUGAACGGUCUUUCUUACUAGUAUUCGAUUUUAUAUACAUCGCGUUGUCUUUUUUUUUUUUUUGCUGUGCGUGAAAAUACUUGUGAUUGAAUAAUGUUGUUUGCCAAACCAACCCGUAAACGUCGUCGGGGUAAAAAUAUCGCCCAACAAGCAGAUAAUAAGGAACCAUGUAAAGAAGCUGAAGGUACAAUGUUCCACGAAUGGAUCUCCUACUUGGAAGAAACCAGUUCAAUCGAACCAGAUGUAACAGUUCAUGUAGAAAACGAACCCUAUUAUCUGCAUUCGAACGUGUUGACUUUCUGGUCAGAAUAUUUUAGUGAGGUGAUACAAGACAGCUCUUCAGAUACUCUGACAGUGACAUGUCCUAGUUUGAGCAAAACUGGAUUCGAUAUGGUUUUAGGAUUCAUGUACCACCGGAAAUUGUUUCUCAACGAUGAUAAUAUUGGAAACGUCCUGGCAGCUGCCAAUAAUCUGAAAAUUAUUAGCAUUGUUAAAUGUUGCCGCAAUUAUAUAGUUGCCAAUUUAAGAAAACUUGAUCGACGAAUUGCAGAUAUCGUUGAAUUCCUGUGUUCACCCAAAAAUCAGUAUUCUUGUAAUAUAAUCAUGCCUCAGCUGAUCAAGAGGUGGGAUGUAUUCCAGUCCAACGAAGUACUGAGACGAAUUCCUUUUGAGUUCUUUGAAACCAUGAUCACCAGUAACAAGAUACCCGGGUACAAAGAUAAGGAUUUGAUGGGUAUCUGCAGCAGAUGGAUCAGCGUUGAUUUCAGUCAUCGAUAUUGGUACAUGUUCGAUUUGAUUGAAUCCAUUGCUGGGAAAUCGAAUUUUCACUGGAAGUUCGACCUUAAUCGUUUUCCACCAAAGGAUGUUGAUGAAGUGGGGCGUAUUUUCGAUGAACUGUUACAUACCUGUAUUGAAGAUGAGAAGAUCGACUUUGUGAAUUAUUUCGGAUUGGUGAUCAAAAAAGCACAAAAUCAAGCCUACAAUGAAGUGGCAAACGAUAAUAAUAUACCAAUGAAGAAGUUACCUUUACAAUUCUACUUUCAAGAAUGGCGCUACCAAAUGAACGCUCUGCGGAACCGUACCAGCGGUUGUGAUAUCAUCGUACGAGUAAAUCCGAACAAUCAAUACAUGCUUGAUUAUUGGAUACUUUGCCUAACCUCCGAAUACUUCAGAAAAUUCGACAUAAAUUCUUUAGGCGUCGUGCACUUGGACUUGACAAAUCAAGAGUUCACUUCAGUUCUCAAUUUCAUGUAUGGCAACAUACUGCACAUCACCCCGAACAAUAUCUACGAUAUAAUUCGCGCCAGUCGUUACCUCAGCAUGAUCUCGUGUAAGAAACUGAUCAUAAAAUUCAUUCGAGAAAAUUACACCUCGUUGGAUAUGCUGGAACUAUUCAACGUUUCUUCCGAAGAUCCUGAUAUCAUAUUUGAUGCGAUGAAACGUCGAAUGACCAGAAAUACCACAAAACCACGUAUCUUGAAGAGAAAAUAUCCAGAAAUGAUUACGAGGGAUUGUUACGAUUUAUCAAAGUAUACAAAACCGUUCGUUAUUAGAGUUCCUCGUAUUGAUUUAACUGCCGAAGUUGCGAAAAUCAAAGUUGCUCAGAAAGUGGUGCAGUAUGGAAGACCAUUCUGUAUCAAAGUGCCACGUUUGGGAACGGAUUUCUCAAGUUGUUAAUUAAUUUUGUUAUAUAUUUUUUAAUAUGCUAAAACCAGUGU
Messenger RNA from Planococcus citri (citrus mealybug), 1863 nucleotides. RefSeq lists its product as uncharacterized. Gene Ontology annotation, molecular function: protein binding. Lineage: Eukaryota; Metazoa; Arthropoda; Insecta; Hemiptera; Pseudococcidae. The record is from RefSeq and is a predicted model, not a curated record. The transcript is spliced from 3 exons. Bases 239 to 1822 code for a protein of 527 amino acids.